Molecule: messenger RNA, 804 nt
Organism: Chanos chanos (milkfish)
Lineage: Eukaryota; Metazoa; Chordata; Actinopteri; Gonorynchiformes; Chanidae
Gene: ube2b
Product: ubiquitin-conjugating enzyme E2B (RAD6 homolog)
Exons: 6
Coding region: 79-537 (152 amino acids)
Source: RefSeq, a predicted model, not a curated record
CACAAAGCUUGAAGUCAUCCUUAAUUUAGCGUAUACUGACACAGUUUAUGACAUAGUCGAAAAAUCAUAUUUUGAAUCAUGUCCACACCAGCAAGAAGACGGCUUAUGAGAGAUUUCAAACGACUUCAGGAAGACCCUCCGACCGGUGUCAGCGGGGCCCCGUCAGAAAACAACAUAAUGCUGUGGAACGCGGUUAUUUUUGGACCUGUGGGAACACCGUUUGAAGAUGGAACUUUUAAACUAGUGAUAGAGUUUUCAGAAGAGUAUCCUAACAAACCCCCCACUGUCCGGUUUGUCUCCAAAAUGUUCCACCCAAACGUUUAUGCAGAUGGAAGUAUAUGUUUAGACAUUCUUCAGAAUCGCUGGAGUCCCACAUAUGAUGUGUCAUCUAUUCUGACAUCAAUCCAGUCCCUAUUGGAUGAGCCUAAUCCAAACAGCCCAGCCAAUAGCCAAGCAGCACAGCUCUAUCAGGAAAACAAGCGGGAAUAUGAGAAGAGAGUGUCUGCGGUCGUGGAGCAGAGCUGGGUCGACUCUUAAUGCCGUGCUCACAGUCACGGCGCCUCCACCUUUAAUCAGCCCUGUCAAGCUUUCUGUUUACCUCAUCAACACAACGACUUUGACAUUAUAAUGGACUCACGUGCCACAUGGAAAGAGGAAAACCAAUCAAAAUCAUCAAAAUGAUAACUGUAGGGACUUUUUUUGUUUGCCAGCAGGUUUAAAAAAAAAACAACAACUGAUAUUUGUGUUCUCAUUUUAUUGCAUGAUGUGAAAUAAGUUAUUUCUAACAGAAUUUGUAAUAUAUCU